AUGCCCGCCAGACCUGCGCCGGGGAGCCAGGAGGGCUACAGCUCGUCUUCUCCACCGUCUAUAGACCCUCAUCAAAACGAUCCAUUCAAUCUCCAGGCCCAGGCUCACGACGGCUACUAUCGCAGAGAUACCUAUCCUCAAGAAACGAACCAAGAUCAGUACUACGACCAGCACGCUCCUUACGACCCAUAUUCUCCACAUGACAAUGAUUCUCCCGAAGCUAACGUAUAUGGCCAACGAUAUGCGACUUCGUCAGAGUCGCUUCAUCAUCAGAUUGGAGAUUCAGCCUAUACAGAUUACAGUGGCCCCAGCAAUGCUCGCGAUUCCUAUCCAGCCUGGUCCACUGAGCGGCAAAUCCCACUUUCAAAGGAGGAAAUUGAGGAUAUCUUUCUUGAUCUCACGCAGAAAUUUGGUUUCCAGAGGGACGCAAUGCGGAAUAUGUUCGACUUUCUCAUGCAGCUGCUCGACAGCAGGGCCUCUCGAAUGUCCCCAAACCAAGCGUUACUGACUCUUCAUGCCGACUAUAUCGGCGGUCAGAAUUCAAACUAUCGGAAAUGGUAUUUUGCGGCCCAGCUCGACUUAGACGAUGCCAUCGGUCAGGUACAGAACCCCGGUAUUCAUCGGCUAAAGUCGAAGCGAGGUGGUGCCAAACGGCCACCACAUGAAAAAUCUCUUGCAACGGCUAUGGAGCGUUGGCGGCAGGCAAUGAACAAUAUGUCGCAGUAUGAUCGCUUGCGUCAAAUAGCCCUAUAUCUUCUUUGUUGGGGUGAAGCCGCGCAGGUUCGGUUUGUUCCCGAAUGCUUGUGCUUCAUCUUCAAGUGCGCCGACGAUUAUUACCGAUCUCCUGAAUGUCAGAACAGGGUAGAACCGGUGCCGGAGGGAUUAUACCUACGGGCAGUCAUCAAGCCCUUGUAUAGGUUCAUUCGGGACCAAGGCUACGAGGUGCAGGAUGGGAAGUUUGUGAGGCGGGAAAGAGAUCACGCUGAGAUCAUUGGUUAUGAUGACGUCAAUCAGCUCUUCUGGUAUCCGGAGGGCAUUGCGAGAAUCACACUCAAUGACAAAACGAGGCUGGUCGACCUCCCGCCCGCACAACGGUUCAUGAAGUUCGACCGAAUAGACUGGAACAGAGCCUUUUUCAAGACAUAUUACGAGAAACGGUCAUUCGGUCACCUCCUCGUCAACUUCAACCGAAUAUGGGUUAUUCAUGUGUCAAUGUAUUGGUUCUACACGGCUUUCAACUCCCCCGCAGUCUAUUCUUUCUCCAACACCCAGGCGCCUGCUCCUGCUAUGACAUGGAGUGCCACGGCGCUUGGGGGUGCUGUUGCAUCUAUAAUCAUGAUUCUCGCCACCCUCACAGAAUUCUCAUACAUCCCCACUACAUGGAACAACACAUCUCACCUAACCCGUCGACUUCUUUUCCUCCUUGUGACCCUAGGACUCACCUGCGCCCCUACCAUCUACAUUGCGAUAGUCGUCGCUAACGGUACUGACGGCCAAUUAGCGUUGAUUCUGGGCAUUGUCCAAUUCUUUAUCUCUGUUGUGGCUACUCUCCUGUUCGCCAUCAUGCCUUCCGGGAGAAUGUUCGGCGACAGGGUGGCUGGCAAGUCCAGAAAGUAUCUUGCCAGUCAAACAUUUACGGCUUCAUAUCCGUCAUUGGGAAAAGCGCCUCGUCUAGCUUCCAUCAUGCUUUGGGUACUAGUUUUCGGCUUCAAAUUUACCGAAUCCUACUUUUUCCUCACGUUAUCAUUCAAAGACCCAAUUCAGGUAAUGGUUGGGAUGAAAAUCCAGGGAUGCAGGGACAAGUACUUCGGCAACGCUUUAUGCACAAAUCAAGCCGCGUUCACGUUGGCCAUUAUGUAUAUCAUGGACCUCGUGCUUUUCUUCCUGGACACUUUCCUUUGGUACAUUAUUUGGAAUACGGUCUUCAGUGUGGGAAGGAGCUUCGUUUUGGGGUUGAGUAUCUGGACACCUUGGAAGGAUAUCUUCACGAGAUUACCGAAGAGGAUCUACUCCAAAUUAUUGGCCAGCCAGGACAUUGAAGUCAAGUAUAAGCCAAAGGUUUUGGUCUCGCAAAUUUGGAACGCCGUUAUUAUCUCAAUGUACAGGGAGCACCUUCUGUCUAUCGACCACGUACAGAAACUCCUCUAUCAUCAAGUGGACACUGGAGACGGUGGAAGACGCAGUUUACGUGCCCCGCCAUUCUUCAUCAGCCAACGGGAUAAGACCUUCAAGGGCGAGUUCUUCCCAAAAGGAAGCGAGGCGGAACGGCGAAUUUCGUUCUUUGCUCAGUCGUUGACGACCAAUAUGCCACCGCCUCUUCCAGUGGAUGCCAUGCCAACCUUUACGGUCUUGACUCCUCAUUAUAGCGAAAAAAUCUUAUUGUCUUUGAGGGAGAUCAUUCGUGAAGAGGAUAAGCACACCCGGGUCACGCUCUUGGAAUAUCUCAAGCAGCUACACCCUAUCGAAUGGGAGAAUUUUGUGAAGGAUACGAAAAUCCUAGCGGAGGAAUCUGCGAUGUUCAAUGGACCCAGCCCCUUUGGCGACGAGAAAGGUCAAUCCAAAGCGGACGACUUACCCUUCUACUUCAUCGGCUUCAAAAGUGCCGCCCCCGAGUUCACACUCCGCACACGCAUUUGGGCUUCCCUUCGUGCUCAAACUCUCUAUCGCACUGUCUCUGGUAUGAUGAACUACUCCAAGGCUAUCAAGCUCCUAUACCGUGUCGAAAACCCCGAGGUCGUACAGCUUUUUGGUGGUAACACUGACAAAUUGGAACGAGAGUUGGAACGUAUGUCCAGGAGGAAGUUCAAGUUUGUCGUUUCCAUGCAGCGAUACUCCAAGUUCAACAAGGAGGAGCAUGAAAAUGCCGAAUUCUUGCUUCGUGCCUAUCCAGAUUUACAGAUCGCGUAUCUCGAAGAGGAACCGCCACGGAAGGAAGGUGGUGACCCCAGGAUCUUCUCUGCGCUUAUCGACGGCCACAGCGAGUUUGUUCCAGAAACGGGCAAACGGAGACCCAAGUUCAGGAUUGAGCUCCCCGGUAACCCCAUUCUGGGUGACGGAAAGUCGGAUAACCAGAAUCACGCCAUCAUUUUCUAUCGCGGAGAAUAUCUGCAGCUCAUUGACGCCAACCAGGACAACUAUCUUGAAGAGUGUUUGAAGAUUCGAAACGUUCUUGCUGAAUUUGAGGAAUUGGGUGUCUCUAGCCAAAGCCCUUACGCUCAGUGGGAUAAGGAAUUCAAGAGGGCACCCGUAGCCAUCGUCGGUGCGAGAGAAUACAUCUUCUCGGAGAACAUUGGUAUCCUCGGUGACGUUGCUGCUGGCAAAGAACAGACGUUCGGUACCUUGUCUGCCAGGUCGUUGGCUUGGAUUGGAGGGAAAUUGCACUACGGACACCCGGAUUUCUUGAACGCGUUAUACAUGACGACGCGUGGCGGCGUUUCGAAGGCUCAGAAAGGACUUCAUCUCAACGAAGAUAUCUACGCCGGUAUAAACGCCUUCGGACGAGGUGCCAGAAUCAAGCACACGGAAUACUACCAAUGCGGAAAGGGACGAGACCUUGGAUUCGGAACUAUUCUCAACUUCCAGACGAAGCUGGGUACUGGUAUGGGUGAACAGAUGCUGAGUCGAGAAUACUACUACCUUGGGACGCAGCUGCCUAUCGACCGAUUCCUCACGUUCUACUAUGGUCAUCCGGGCUUCCAGAUUAACAACAUGUUGAUUAUACUCUCCGUCCAGGUCUUUAUUGUCACCAUGGUCUUCCUCGGUACUUUGAAUUCUCAGGUGCCUGUUUGUAGAUACACGGAUAAAGGACAGUUUAUUGGUGGACAGGCUGGUUGCUAUAACCUUGUACCCGUCUUCCAGUGGAUUGAACAUUGCAUAAUCAGUAUCUUCUUGGUGUUCAUGAUCGCUUUCUUACCUCUGUUCCUCCAAGAGCUCAUCGAACGUGGAAGCUGGAAAGCGCUCCUCCGUUUGGCCAAACAAUUCGGGUCCAUGUCCCCUGCCUUCGAAAUCUUCUCUACCCAGAUUUACACCCACUCCAUACUCAGCAACUUGACUUUUGGCGGAGCUCGUUACAUCGCCACAGGUCGUGGUUUCGCAACGAGUAGAAUCUAUUUCAAUAUUCUGUUCUCGCGGUUCGCCGGGCCUAGCAUCUACCUUGGCAUGCGCACCCUCCUUAUGUUGUUGUAUGUCACUUUGACGUUAUGGACUCCUUGGAUCACCUAUUUCUGGGUGUCGAUUAUAUCAUUGUGCAUUGCGCCUUUCCUGUUUAACCCUCAUCAAUUUGUCUUCUCCGAUUUCAUUAUUGAUUACAGGCAAUUCUUGCGAUGGAUGAGCCGCGGUAACUCGCGUUCGCACACCAACUCAUGGAUAGGGUACUGCCGUUUAUCAAGAACGAUGAUCACUGGUUACAAGAAAAAGAAGCUCGGACAUCCGUCAGAAAAAUUGUCUGGUGACGUGCCGCGUGCGCCUUGGAGGGCUGUCAUUUUCUCCGAGGUUAUCUUCCCCAUUGCCAUGGCGGUCCUUUUUGUUGUCGCGUACAUGUUUGUCAAAUCUUUCCCAGUUGACGGGAAGGUACAGAACACUCCUUUGGUCCGAAUUGCGGUGAUAUCUCUGGGCCCUAUCGUAUGGAAUGCCGCAGUCUUAAUCGUCUUGUUCUUAUUCUCUUUAUUCCUUGGACCCAUGCUGGAUCCCGUCUUCCCUAUGUUCGGAUCAAUCAUGGCGUUCAUUGCCCACGUACUCGCUGCUGUUGGUAUGAUUGGCUUCUUUGAAUUCCUGUGGUUCCUUGAACUAUGGGAAGUCUCGCAUGCUGUUCUGGGCUUGAUAACAGUCGUCGCAAUUCAGAGGGCCAUCCACAAAGUUUUGAUUUCAGUAUUCCUUUCACGUGAAUUUAAGCACGAUGAGACGAACAGGGCCUGGUGGAGUGGUCGCUGGUAUGGCCGCGGUCUAGGAACUCAUGCCAUGUCUCAACCAGCGAGAGAGUUUGUCGUCAAGACUAUCGAGCUGUCCUUGUGGAGUUCCGAUCUCAUUAUCGGACAUGUUUUACUAUUCAUGCUCACGCCCCCUACACUCAUUCCCUACUUCGAUCGAUUCCACGCUACGAUUUUGUUCUGGUUGCGCCCAUCGAAACAAAUUCGCGCGCCCUUGUACUCGAUCAAGCAAAAGCAACGGCGUCGGUGGAUGAUAAUAAAAUAUGGAGCUGUCUAUGUUUGCGUCCUAGCCGCUUUCAUUGCUUUAAUCGCGAUUCCUGCCGUUUUCCGGACCACUCUACAUAUGAACUGUUCACUCUGCAGCAGUAUCUAG
Messenger RNA from Marasmius oreades (fairy-ring Marasmius), 5298 nucleotides. RefSeq names its product 1,3-beta-D-glucan synthase. The record is from RefSeq and is a predicted model, not a curated record. Gene Ontology annotation, biological process: fungal-type cell wall polysaccharide biosynthetic process; (1->3)-beta-D-glucan biosynthetic process. The coding region runs from base 1 to 5298 and encodes 1765 amino acids. Lineage: Eukaryota; Fungi; Basidiomycota; Agaricomycetes; Agaricales; Marasmiaceae. Gene Ontology annotation, cellular component: 1,3-beta-D-glucan synthase complex; plasma membrane. Gene Ontology annotation, molecular function: 1,3-beta-D-glucan synthase activity. The transcript has 12 exons.